GAAGCCAGUCUCAGCACGAGUUGAGCGAGAAAGCAUCUUUGCAGCACGAGCCCUCACUUCAGAAAAAUCAGGAUGUUAACUGUAGUAGCUACAGGAGGCCGACAUGCGCUUGAGGAGAGAACCUUGUAGUAUCCGAGCUGUCUUGUUGGAGUGAACGGCUUCGUUCCAGUGGACAUUGAAAAGCUGAACAAGGAUUGGGAUAAUCUUCUUUGAGCAGGUUAAGAAUUAGCCUGCAGUUCAGUGUGGGUGUGUGCGUGCGCACACACUUCUGUCUCAAGUCUGACUCAGGCUUGAUUGACGGCUGGCUCGUUGGGAACGAGACCUCAAGAGAAAGAUAGCGUCAGGGAAAGUGCUAUCGCCUUUCAUCUUGUCUUUCACAACAUGGCGUCCACACACACCCACACAAUGACGAAGAAGAAGUACUGGAGUUGACUUUUUGUUCUUUAGCACAUCACCAGUUUCAACCCUUUAAUGUCCUCUUGGAGCAGCAUCAGUCCUUGGAGCUGUGGAAGAAAACUUUCAAGUGGCUAUUUUUAGAGAAAGAACGGCUUGUACAACUUGUUCAUGUCUGUUCAUGAGCCCAGAGGCCAUGGCACGGCCCUUGCUGAAGAUCCAGCGCUAUUUCCGCCGCAAGCCUGUGCGCUUCUUCUCCUUCAUCCUCCUCUACCUCACAGCUGGCAGUCUCGUCUUCCUCCACUCGGGCUUCUCGGGAGAUUCAGGCUCCAGGGCUGGACACGGCCCACUAGCAUCGGUUGAGGGAGGCACGGCUACGUUUGCUGAGGGCUUGGGUAUCGCCAGGAGGGCAUUUAAGGACACGCGAACCACCCGGAGGUUUGGGCUCACCUGGACGAAAGCAAGAAACAGCAAAGAACCCGAGGAGGGCAGAGCAAAGUACAUCGGCUGCUAUGUAGACAACACCCACAAGAGGGCGCUCAGAGGCAUCUCCUUCUUCGACUACAAAAAGAUGACUGCCUUCCGCUGCCAGGACAACUGUGCUGAGAGGGGCUACUUGUACGCUGGCCUGGAGUUCGGAGCGGAGUGUUACUGCGGCCACAGGAUCCAGGCAGUGAACGUGUCAGACAAUGAGUGUAAUAUGCCGUGUAAAGGUGAGAAGAGCAAGCUGUGUGGAGGAGCCAACCGCCUGUCCAUCUACAGACUGGAACUGAGCCAGGAGUCAGCACGGAGAUAUGGGAGUGCCGUCUUUAAAGGCUGUUUCAGAAGACCAGACAAUGUCACUCUUGCACUUCCUGCUACUGCUGUCAUUCACAAUAUGUCUGUAGAAAAGUGUGUGGACAUGUGCACAGAGAAGGAGUUUUCUCUAGCUGCUUUGGCUGGGAUGAAAUGCCACUGUGGUUUCCCCACCACCCUCUUCACCCUGCACGAGCCUGAGGAAGAGGAUCUGUGCCUUAAUCGCUGUGCAGCCGAGGACUUCGAGAGCUGCGGAAAUGACGAAUACUUUGUAGUUUACCAAACACAAGUGCAAGACAAUCGAUGUAUGGACCGGCAGUUCCUGCCCACGCGUUCGAAAAAGCUGACGGCCUUAGCAAGCUUCCCUGGAGCUGGAAAUACUUGGGCUCGCCACCUCAUCGAGUUGGCAACCGGAUACUAUACAGGGAGUUACUACUUUGAUGGUUCACUAUACAAUAAAGGUUUUAAAGGAGAGCGGGACCACUGGCGCAGCGGCAGGACAAUUUGCAUAAAGACACACGAGAGCGGCAGGAAAGAAAUCGAGGCCUUUGACUCCAGCAUCCUGAUGAUCCGCAACCCCUACAAGGCCCUCAUGGCUGAAUUCAACCGCAAAUAUGGCGGCCAUAUUGGAUUCGCUUCUCAGGCCCACUGGAAAGGAAAAGAAUGGCCUGAGUUUGUAAAGAACUAUGCACCAUGGUGGGCAUCACACACACUCGACUGGCUCCAGUACGGUAAAAACGUCCACCUGGUGCACUUCGAGGAGCUGAAGCGUGACCUUUUCACCCAGCUGAAGCACAUGGUUCUCUUCCUGGGCCUCAAUGUUUCAGAGGAUCGGCUGCUGUGCGUCGUGGCACAAAAAGACGGCAACUUCAAGCGCUCGGGCCUCAGAAAGCUCGAGUACGACCCGUACACGCCAGAGAUGCGGAAAAAGAUUGACAGCCUCAUACACAGCGUGGAUGUUGCACUCAAACUGAGGAAUCUUUCAGGGGUUCCAGAUGAUUAUAGACCGAGAUGAUACAGCCUCACAUUCUUUCCUCAUCUGAUUAUUUUUGUUGCUGUUGGUAGGUUUUUGUUUUGUUUCUUGCUCUCUUCCUGAUGAAAGAAAAAAAAAACAUUUUCCUUAUUUUUGUGGCUCAACCAAAAAAAAAAAGACCUUUAAGAAGGAGGAACACUAAACCAGCACUUUGAGUUAGCAGAUGCAGAAAGGUGAAGAACGUUUCCUAAAAGUCACAUGACAUGCUGAUGUUAAGCAAGACAAUCUCGCGACUAUGGUAACUUCCUGUGAGGGCUAUAGUGGGUGAAGCACUUUUUUAUGUGUUGUCUCUGCUCUGUGUGUGGAUGUGUGUGUGUGUGUGUGUGUGUGUGUGUGUGUGUGUGUGUGUGUGUGUGUGUGUGUGUGUUAUUAUCCUCUGAAGUCAUGGAGACGUGUUGUAUUGAUCAGUGUUUGCUGGAAAGACUAACAUUAUGGCUCUAGAUGAUGUAACAAAAUGUGCAGCUGACAUUUGGACUUGUUCCUGAUGUCUUAACCUGAUAGUUUUAUGUCUUAAUUCGAUUUUAGCCACAAUUCUGCAGAGAGAAAAAUAAUUAUUCAAAGAGAAACAUAGUAGAGCAGCCAGUGAGCAGAAAUAUAAGGCUUUUGUGCUGAACAUUUUUCUAAAAAUAUUUUAUUGCUAUAAUUUGCCAGUUAAAAGUUACGUGUGUAUGAUCCAGUUGCAUUGUGCAAACCCUGAAAUAAGACCCAUUAAAAUAUUUAAAAGCACAGAAUCAGCUUAAAAUUAAUGGUAUUUUAAAUUAAAUUAUUUCUGUACUGGAAUGAAUUUAGUGGGAGGAUGUGCUCUUGAGCUGAUGUUUAUUUUUUACAUCUAUGAUUAUUGUCACAGGGUUAGAAAAAAUCCACUGUUUGGUGAAGUCGCUUCAUCUCAUGCUGAAAAAAUGAGAAAAAUCCAACCUUUAAUUGAAAUCUGUUUAUUCAGAGAAAAACAAAUCCCUUAUCAAGAAAUAAUAUUUUCAACAAAAACACUUGGCAAUAUUAUUGGCACUCCUGGAAAUUAUGGUAAACACAAUUUCCCUUUAACACAGUUUCUCAUUUAAAUUGGAUGUGUUUGAAUUGAUUGGCGUGUGUAGGAACUUUCAAGCUGAAAUCUAUGACUUCCUGAUUAACUGGGGAACAAAUAUGAUGUGACACAGAGGCCAAAUUCCCUUUGUCACCCAUCAACAUGGGAAAGAUAAGAGAACAUACAAAGCAAAUGAGGGAAAAGUUUGUUGACCUUCAUAAGUCAGGGAAUGGUUAUAAAAAAUAGCUACUCACCUGAAAACGUCCAUUUCUACUGUUAGGGCAAUAAUAAAAAAGUGGACACCAACUGGAACUGUUAUAAACUCGCCUGGAAGAGGAGCCAAGUUUAUUUUGCCCCCACAUACAGUGAGGAGGAGGGUAAGAGAGGCAAAAAAAAAUCCCUAAGGAUUGCUGUUGGUGAAUUACAACAAAAAUAAAAUCUUGUGGUUUCCAAAUUUCCAAAACCACCAUCAGACUCCACCUCCAUGCCAACAGAUUAUUUGGAAGGUGCCAGAAAAAAGCCUUUUCUGUCAGUUAACCACAAACAUAAAGGAUAUACGGUACGCAGAACCUUUAUUUUUAAAUACAUUUCUGAGUGAAUAGUAUCUCCAUCCUUGACUCUUGUAUGCUGCAUAAAUGGGAAUUUUAAAAUAUAUAUAUUUUUGAGAGUUAAAAUCGACCACAAAGUUGGCAUUCGAGCUGCCCCGCUGAGCCAGCCAGCCCUGAGUGCGUGACGUCACAGCAGGAACCGGUUUUAAGGCCGAGGCCUUUUACAGCUAUAGACCAAAGUCAUAUAAAUAAAAAUUUAUGGUGAAAGUAAGAAAUACCGUUAACGACUUGCUCAACUAAGACUGAUUUGACUUCAUUGAUUGUGGGUUGACUCUCAUUAAAACAGGAUAGGUGUUAUAACUUAUGCAACAUACAUGUACUGUAUAUGCAUGCAUUUUCACUGCUAAAAUGUAAAAGGCUAAUUAAAUAAUCAGAUGAACUGAGACAAUCACAUUCUGAAGCAAAUUAAAUAAUAUUAUACUGGUAACUUAAACACACAAUACAAGUUACAUGUAUUAAUCUAAAUGCAGGUAAACAACGUGUUUUUGUUGUUUUUUUUAAUCCAAAUGAGAGUCGGAGCUUACCCAUGUGUGUUCUCACUGCUUGAAGGCCGAUCUUGUGGCCGAUUGUUUUGAAACAGUCUGACUUUCAGUUGUUCGUUCAGUUCUCCAUUCAUUCGCUUCUUCCACGUAAAAGCAAGAUGGCAGCAAUAUCCAGUGGAGAAAAUCAGACGGCUGGUCCACUCAUUCUCCAUACUGACUACUCCGCCAUUACUGCUGGGCUCAGGCAAUUACUAAAACCCGGGACGGAACAGGAUGUCACCGGUUUUAGCAACAACCGCGGGGAGGUCACUGCCCAAGCGAUAUGUCCCAUUCCGUUCUGUCCCGGGUUUUACCAACAAUCCUCGGCUCACUCCGGGAAAACUGGUGCAACUAAACUCACUUUCCUUUAAAAAAAUAAAAGAUAAAUAAAAUAAAUACUUUCCUUUUCUAGUAGUUUUAUUUAAUUGUUGAUACUGCACCCUCUUUCAAUACGGGCUUAUAGCCAAUGCUCCUCAACAGAUCAGAAGUUUCGUAUGAGUCUUCAGUAAAAUGUGCAGAGCAGAGGAGAGACCACUUCAUAGGUGCCCAAUGUGCCCAUGAACUUCUCGCAAAACGCGUCCAAAUCUUUGCAGUUUGAACAUUCUUGGGCCGUAAAUGCAACACAAAUCCAGCUUCUGUCAUGUUGCUGCACCCGCCAGCAGCAUAUCUACGUGGCAUGGUGAUAAAUUAGCUCAAAAUGGAGGAUCGGAGUUGCAGUCAGCUCUGUGUUUUAGUAUAGCGGAAAUGGUGAUGAGACCAAUAGACUUCCUGCUGUAACGUUACGGACGUCAAGGUCAUUCACUCAGACCGCUACCUAUAUAAAUCACUUUAAUCGUAAAAAUUACUAUAUUAGAUUUAUUGUUCAGACUUAAAACUAUUCCUGUGCCAUUCUUGAGGUCUCAAGGCAUUUAUAAGUAAAAGUGAGGCCAUGGCUCUGCUUUAAGCACCUGAAGUUUGCGAAAUGUUACUACAACUUUGGAACCAUGUUCUGUGGUCUGAUGAAACCCAUGCAGACAUGGGGCGAACAUGCAAACGCCACACAGAAAGGCCCUCGCUGGCCGCUGGGCUCAAACCCAGGACCUUCUUGCUGUGAGGCGAACAUAAGCACCUGAAGUUUGCAAACUGCUACUAAAACUUUGACUGGAACUGUGUUCUCUGGUCUGAUGGAACAAAAAUGGAGCUUUUUGGCGAUAAACACUCAAGGUGGGUUUGGUGUAAAAAGAAGGAUGGCUAUAAUGAACAGAACCCGAUCCGAACUGUAAAAUAUGGUGGAAGUUCUGUGAUGUUUGUUUUGGGGCUGUUUUUCCUCCAAAGGCCCUGAAAACCUUGUUAGGGUACACGGCAUCAUGGACUCCAUGAAAUACCAGAACAUUUUAAGUCAGAAUCUGUAUGCCUCUGCCAGGAAACUAAAACUGGGUCAUCAUUGGAUCUUCCAGCGGGACAAUGAUCCGAUGUCCAAAUCAACACAAAAAUGGUUCGCUGAGCACAGAAUCAAGCUUCUGCCCUGGCCAUCUCAGUCCCCUGACCUGAACCCUAGUGAAAACCUGUGGGGUGAGCUGAAGAGGAGAAGCACAAGAGAGGGCCGAGGACUCUGAAUGAUGUGGAGAGAUUGUGUAAAGAGGAAUGGGCUCAGACGCCCUGCUCUGUAUCUCCAACCUUAUAAAAUGUUAUAGGAGAGACUCAGGGCUGUUUUACUGAGAAAGGGAGGGUGUACAAAGUAUUAAAUGCAGGGGUGCCAAUAAUAGUGACACGUGUUUUUGAUGAAAAUAAUUCUUCAUGAAGGAUUUGGUUUCCUCUGAAUAAAUUUAUUAAAAUUAAUGGUUGGAUUUUUCACAUUUUUAUCCCCCACUGGCCAAAAGGCCUGAAGAGGGAUUAUGUCAUGGCGAUGUCCAUCCGUCCAUCUGUCCCGGGAAGGGUACUCACCUUCUGAAAUCAACUCCUCUCACAAUUUUUAGAGGAAUUUCAUGAAACUUGGCAGGAUUAUUUUUUAUAUUUCAGUAAUAGGCAUAUUGUAAUUUCGUUCAAUUCAGUCACAUUUUACUAGUUACAGACCUUGAUUAACAAAAUUAUAAUUUGACAGUUUCAUGAGAGUGUGUUUUCCUUCUGAAAUCAACUCCUCUCACAAUUUUUGGAGGAAUUUCACAAAACUUGGCAGAAGGCCUUGUUGUAUGUUGGUAAUACACAUAUUGUUAUUUUGUUCAAUUCGGUCACAUUUUACUAGAGUUAUGGCAUAGUUGCCAGCGGGGGAUAUUGUGCUCUCGGAGCACUCUUGUUUCAGUAAGAGAUGAAGCGACUUCACCAAAAGAUGAAUUUUUUUUCUCACCCCUUUUACUAAUCUUUACGGGGGAGUAAUCAUGGAGGAGGGAGAGUAAUCAUGGAGGGGAGAGAGUAAUCAUGUAUGCGUAAGAACAAGGGAUUUUAUAUCUUUCCAUGAAAUUUGCUCUGUACUAUGAAAAUUAAGAAACUGGCUGUACACAAGUUACUGGAGUGGGGGACCUAACCUUACCCUACCUUCUCAUGCUGUGUUCUAUUUUAUGCUACACUCAAGACAAACAGUAACUCACUCAACACACAGCUAUGUUUACACCAAGGUAUCAGCCCAUGAUCCAUAUUAUGUAGUUAUGUAGUUAACACACUGCCCAUCAAAGCUGGGGUAUGAAAACUUUCAUGAGAUCUUGAAAGGACAGAGCAUGAUACUAAGUUUUAAAUAAUAGUAGUUCACCUUGUUUUCCGAAAAACAAUCCUGCUUAUCCUUUAAUAUCAACACUGGGGAUACAAAAUAAUAGAAAACAGUUUGAAAAGCUUUCAACAGGCAGCAUAUAUCCUAAAUAUAGAACUGACCAUUAUCAUAUAAUCCAUUGAACUUUGUACCAAGCUUUUUCUGAGCAUAAUCAUACAGCUGAAGUGACCCAAUACUGUUUUUUUUUUUUUUAAUAAGUUGUGGCCACAAAUUAAUACGCAGCAUAGAGGCUACAAGUUUAUAUUUUGAGUUCACAAACUAAUUAUAUCUAACCUGAGCCAAUGCUUAUUUUAGUGCAUAAUACUGUACGUUUGUACUUAUUCCAUAGCCUUUAGUUAAUUAUUUGGAAGGACUGUGUGAAUAAGUUUGAUGGCUGAUGAUAUCUGUUUCGCAGUGCCAGUGUGCAUCAUUCUAAGGUUGAUGUAAAGGGUAAUAUGAUCUAAUUUCAGUUAUGUUUAGGUUCCUGUUAUCACAGUGUCAUCAGAAUUUCCCUCUGGUUGCUGCAGUUUCCUCCCACACACCAAAGAUAAAGUGCCUUCCAAAAGUGUUAAUACCCCUUGAACUUUUUCACAUUUUUCCACCUUACAACCAUGAACUUAAAAGUUUUUUAUUGAGAUUUUAUGUGAUAGACCAACACAGAGUAGCACAUAAUUGUGAAGUGAAACGAAAAUGAUAAAUGGUCUUCAAAAUUUUAAACAAAUGAAAAUCUGAAAAAUGUGAUGUGCAUUAGUAUUCAGCCCCCCUGCGUCAAUACUUUGUAGAGCCACCUUUUGCUGCAAUUACAUCUAGACACUGAAAUUUUUGCCCAUUCUUCUUUGCAAAAUAGCUCAAGCUCAGCCAGAUUGGAUGAAGAGCGUCUGUGAACAGCAAUUUUCAAGUCUUGCCACAGAUGCUCAAUGGGAUUUAGGUCUGGACUUUGACUGGGCCAUUCUAACACAUGAAGAUUCUUUGAUCUAAACCAUUCCAUUGUAGCUCUGGCUGUAUGUUUAGGGUCAUUGUCUUGCUGGAAGGUGAAUCUCCUUCCCAGUCUCAAGUCUUUUGCAGCCUCCAACAGGUUUUAUUCCAGGAUUGCCCUGUAUUUAGCUCCAUCCAUUUUCCAAUCAACUCUGACCAGCUUCCCUGUCCCUGCUGAAGAAAAGCAUCCCCGUACCAUGAUGCUGCCACCACCAUGUUUCACAGUGGGGAUGGUGUGUGCAGGGUGAUAAGUAGUGUUAGUUUUCCGCCACACAUAGCGCUUUGCAUUUAGGCCAAAAAGUUCAACUUUGGUCUCAUCUGACCAAAGCACCUUCUUCCACAUGUUUGCUGUGUCCCCUACAUGGCUUCUUAUGCCUGUCUUUCAACAAUGGCUUUCCUCUUGCCACGCUUCCAAAAAGGCCAGAUUUGUGGAGUGUACGACUUAUAGUUGUCCUGUGCACAGAUUCUCCCACCUGAGCUGUGGAUUUCUGCAGCUCCUCCAGAGUGAUCAUGGGCCUCUUGGCUGCUUCUCCAACAAGUGCUCUCCUUGUUCGCUCUGUCAGUUUAGGUGGACGGCCAUGUCUUGGUAGGUUUGCAGUUGUGCCAUACUUUUUCCAUUUUUGAAUGAUAGAUUGAACAGUGCUUCUUGAGAUGUUCAGAGCUUGGGAUAUUUUUUUUAUAACUUAACCCUGCUUUAAACUUCUCCAGAACUUUAUCCCUGACCUGUCUAGUGAGUUCUUUGGUCUUCAUGAUGCUGGUUGUUCUUCAGUGUUCUCUAACAAACCACUGAGGCCUUCACAGAACAAGUGUAUUUAUGCUGUGAGUAAAUUGCACACAGUAGGACUCUAUUAACUAAUUAGAUGACUUCUGAAGGCAAUUUAUUGCACUGGAUUGUAUUUAGAGGUAUCAGAGGACAGGGGGCUGAAUACUAAUGCACACCGCAUUUUU
Molecule: messenger RNA, 9013 nt
Organism: Neoarius graeffei (lesser salmon catfish)
Lineage: Eukaryota; Metazoa; Chordata; Actinopteri; Siluriformes; Ariidae
Gene: wscd2
Product: WSC domain containing 2
Exons: 10
Coding region: 575-2203 (542 amino acids)
Molecular function (GO): sulfotransferase activity
Source: RefSeq, a predicted model, not a curated record